AUCGCGAGAAUUUGCCUACGUUCCUUUCAGUCGAUUUUCUCGCACCGCGAUCCUAACACGUUAGUUAUCAAACGAGAGUUGAUUGGAAAUUUCAAUUGAAAUGCACCUGUGCCGGAGAGGAUACAGUGUACCGUGGGAAAAGUUUCCCAGCGAUGGUGAUCAAUCUGCGAGUGGAUCAGCUCAAACCUGGGUUCAAUGGUCACCGGACGCUGCCGUUCAUCCUCCGAAUGCGGUCAGAGCCGGCGCCGAUCAUGAUGGAUCGCCGAUAUUUGUCGGCCGUGCCAGCCACUACGGGCAGUUUUUACCAGCCAAGGUGAUUCCCAUCCGUAGGGUAGCAUUCGUGACGUACAAUGGAUUCGAAAUCUCCAAGCCAGACUUUGAGGUUCUAUGUGGACUUAGUUUUACGUGGGUUCCCUGCAAGAACGGAGACCUUCCAAAAGGAGCCGUAUCCUGCGGGAAAACUGCUACCGGAGAACGGGUUUAUAUAGGAAGAGGUCACUAUGAAGGCAGUGUGACUCCUGGAAAGAUCAUACCCAGUCAAGGAUGUCUGUAUAUUGGAUUCGGUGGAACCGAGCAUGCCCAGCCCCAGUAUGAGGUUCUGGUUGAUUCCAGGGAAUCACAAAAACAGAGCGUUGGAGGACACUGGGUUUCCACCCUGAGUAAUGGUCGUGUUCCACCUGGUGCCCUUCUUGCAGGAAACGACAGUGAUGGAGCGGCUAUCUAUUUGGGUCGUGUCUUUCGAUAUGGAUUGACGCUGCCUGCUAAAGUGAUGCCAAGCAAACGGAUGUGCCAUACCGGUGAUGAAGGACUGGAAUUCGAAAUGACCGAGUAUGAGGCAUUGUGCUAUGCCAACGUAUCGUGGGUUCCCUUCCGCGGAGUGUUUCCACUCAACGCUAUCGAAUGCGGUCGUGAUCGGUUUGGUGAAAAGCUGUACUUUGGUCGCGGCCGCUACAACGGUAGCUUGACUCCAGGGAAGAUUCUUGAGUGCAGUAAGGUACUGAAGAUACCGUACGAUUUCAAGGAAAUUACUCUGAGAGAAUUUGACAUUCUGGUGGACAUCAGCCUACCGACAAGCAAGUGCUCUCAAGCGCUGGACUGGCAAGCAGGAACCAGCAAAUCUCCUGUGCCAAGAGGUGCCGUAUUGGCCGGUUACGACAAAGAUGGAUCACCAAGCUUCGUGGGACGCGUCGUGUACCAAGGGAAUCAACUUCCAGCGAAGGUGGUUCCACGCAGAAACCUCUGCCAUACUUGCCACAACGGAAAGACAAUCGAAAUGGAGUCCUACGAGGCGUUAUGCAACGCUCGAGCUGCGUGGGUCCCGUUUAAUGGUAGUAUUCCAGCGAAGGCCGUCAUUUGCGGACGCACCAUGUGGGGCGAAACGGUGUACAUUGGACGUGGAUACCAUAAAGGCAGCCUAACACCGGGAAAGAUUUUGGAAAAUGAGAAAUUGCUGAAGAUUCCAUUUGGUUGGAACGAGCUGACAAUUAGCGACUCUGAAAUACUUGUUGAAGUUUAAAUGUAAUGUAGAAUUGAAAGUAAUCGAUUGUUUUCUAAUCAUAACCAGAAUCUA
Messenger RNA from Ochlerotatus camptorhynchus, 1570 nucleotides. RefSeq lists its product as uncharacterized. The transcript is spliced from 5 exons. Bases 101 to 1516 code for a protein of 471 amino acids. NCBI's taxonomy places the organism in Eukaryota, Metazoa, Arthropoda, Insecta, Diptera, Culicidae. The record is from RefSeq and is a predicted model, not a curated record.